This is a messenger RNA of Pipra filicauda (Wire-tailed manakin), 10860 nucleotides long. It is a transcript of the gene ATG2B, whose product is annotated as autophagy related 2B. Bases 477 to 6710 code for a protein of 2077 amino acids. The transcript has 42 exons. Gene Ontology annotation, molecular function: phosphatidylinositol-3-phosphate binding. Lineage: Eukaryota; Metazoa; Chordata; Aves; Passeriformes; Pipridae. Gene Ontology annotation, biological process: reticulophagy; autophagosome assembly; piecemeal microautophagy of the nucleus. The record is from RefSeq and is a predicted model, not a curated record. Gene Ontology annotation, cellular component: phagophore assembly site; extrinsic component of membrane.
GCCUCCUCCGCUCCCGACGCCACUUCCCGCACGUCACGGAGCCGCUGGCGGCGGGGGGAGCCGGGCGGCAGGAGACAAACAGCCCCGAUCGGCCCGGCCGCCCUUGCCGGCGGCGCAGAGCUGACACGGAGGGCGCUGCCCGUCCGGCCGCCGGACCGCGGCCCCUUCCCCGCUCCGCGCAGCGCGGCUGCAGCGGCCCCUCCGCGCCCGCGGCCGCCGAAAAGAUGGCGGCGGUCUCCGAGUGAGGAUGGAGCCGCCUGUCAGCGUCUCUUCGCCCUGAGGGCGGGCAGUGCCGCCCCGCCGGGCCGUGAGGGGCGGCGGGGGCGCCGCCUGGAAGCGGAACCCCCGCGGUAGCCCGCGCCGAGGGGCGAGGCCGGGCCCGGCGGCUCCCGCUCGCCUCCCUCGCACCUCUGCUCUCCGCCCGGCCCCAGCCCCGUCCCGCCGCCCGGCCCUGCGGCCCCCGGCGCGCCGCCGCCAUGCCGUGGCCUUUCUCGGAGUCCAUCAAGAAGAGAGCCUGCAGGUACCUGCUGCAGAGGUACCUGGGCCACUUCUUGCAGGAGAAGCUCAGCUUGGAACAGCUCAGCCUGGAUCUCUACCAGGGCACCGGCUCCUUGACGCAGGUCCCUCUGGAUAAGUGGUGUCUUAAUGAGAUCCUGGAGUCUGCAGAUGCACCUCUGGAAGUCACAGAUGGAUUUAUCCAAUCAAUUUCUUUAUCUGUUCCAUGGGGGUCAUUGCUACAGGAUAACUGUGCAUUAGAAGUAAAAGGAUUAGAGAUGGUCUUCAGGCCGAGACCAAGACUUGCAUCUGGUUCUGAGCCUAUGUAUUGGUCAAGUUUUAUGACCAGUAGUAUGCAGCUUGCAAAAGAGUGUCUUAGCCAAAAACUGACAGAUGAACAAGGAGAAGGGUCCCAGCCUUUUGAAGGACUUGAGAAAUUUGCAGAAACUAUUGAAACAGUUCUAAGAAGAGUGAAAGUUACCUUUUUAGAUACUGUUUUGCGAAUAGAACAUGUGCCAGAGAACUCUAAAAGUGGAACUGCACUUGAAGUCAGAAUUGAAAGAACUAUGUACUGUGAUGAAACUGCAGAUGAGUGCUCUGGAAUUAAUGUACAUCAGCCCACGGCUUUUGCUCACAAGUUACUGCAGCUCUCAGGUGUCUCUUUCUUCUGGGACGAGUUUCCUGCGUCAGCAAAGUCCUCCCCAGUGUGUUCAGCUACACAGCUGGCAACUGAACCAAAGCUUUCACCUAGCUGGAAUCCAAAAAUCAUUUAUGAGCCACAUCCCCAAUUAACAAGAAACUUGCCAGAAAUUACUCCUUCUGACCCUGUCCAGAUCUGUAAGCUGAUUGGUAGAAUGGAGUUGAGCCUAACAUUAAAGCAAAAUGAAGUACUUCCUGGAGCUAAGUUGGAUAUAGAUGGACAAAUAGACUCUGUACAUCUAUUUCUGUCACCAAGACAGGUGCAUCUUCUUUUGGACAUGGUAGCAGCUAUUGCUGGACCAGAGAGUCUAAACAGAAUAGAAUUGUCAAAUAAAGAUAGGAAGAACCGACCAAUGCAACAGGAGGAUGAGUACCGGAUUCAGAUGGAGUUGAAACGUUAUUUAAGAAAAGAGUCUUUAUCUGCAGGAGCAUCAUCCGAACAAAGCUUCUAUGAGACAGAGAGUGCCAGAACACCUUCUAGUCGUGAAGAAGAAGUUUUCUUCUCAAUGGCUGAAAUGGACAUGUCUCACAGCCUUUCCUCCCUUCCACCUCUUGGAGACCCUCCAACCAUGGAUCUAGAUUUGUCUUUAACCAGUACAUAUACAACUACACCAGCAGGAUCUCCACUGAGCACUACAGUGCUUCAACCAACUUGGGGUGAUUUUCUUGAUCGUAACAAACAAGAGUUACAGCCUCCAAGAGGUUCUUCGCUAGCAGCCAAUAUGGUUCACCAGACUUCCUUAAGAAGGACAUCUAUUCCAUCCAGAUCUGUUUCUGUGGAUGAAUCCAGACCUGAGCUGCUUUUUAGACUGGCAGUUGGAACUUUCUCAGUGUCUGUACUUCAUAUUGACCCUUUACCCCCACCUGAAAGUUCACUGAACCUUAACCCAUUGACACCAAUGGCUCGGGAUUUCUUUGCCCGAAUAGAAAAGAUCGAGCCAGUUAAGUUUUCAACAGAAGAUUUUCUGUCCUUCCGAGAAGUAUUUGCAGAAGCUUGUUCUCAUGAUCACCUUAGGUUUAUAGGUACUGGCAUCAAAGUGUCUUAUGAACAAAGACAAAGGACUGCCUCUCGAAGUUUUAGUACUGAUUUAUCCAUUGGUGAUAUGGAGUUCCUGGAAUGCCUUUUUUCUACUGACUUUCAUUCCAAGCAGCCUCACUAUACAGAGCUGCUGACAUUUCAUUCUGAAGAAAGAAACGAUUCUCAUACUGUGCCAUGCCUUCAGCUGCAUUAUAAGCAUUCAGAUAAUAGAGGACCUCAGGGUAGUCAAGGGAGACUCAGUUCUGUACCACAGAAGGCAGAGUUACAAAUAAAGUUAAGUCCAGUAUUUUGUGAGCUGGAUAUUAGUAUUGUAGACAGAUUGAAUUCCUUACUUCAGCCACAGAAACUAACUACAGUGGAGAUGAUGGCAUCUCACAUGUAUGCUUCUUACAAUAAGCACAUAAGUCUGCAUAAAGCAUUUACUGAAGUUUUUCUGGAUGAUUCACAUACUCCUGCAAACUGUAGAGUUUCAGUUCAAGUCACUGCCCCAGCAUUAAAUCUCUCUGUUCGCUUCCCAAUACCUGACCUACGGUCAGAUCAAGAAAGAGGACCAUGGUUUAAGAAAUCACUUCAGAAGGAGAUUCUUCAUCUUGAAUUUACAGAUAUGGAAUUUAAAACUGAAUUUAUAGGAGGGUCAACUCCAGAACAAGUUAAAUUAGAGCUUACCUUUAAAGAGCUAACUGGUUCAUUUGAAGAAGAUAAUGCAGAAACACCAAUAAAAUUUUUUCAAGUGUCUGGUGGCACAGAUGGAGAUGUAACAUCGUCAUCAGACAAUUUUGACUGGCCUCGGAUUGUAUUGAAAAUAAACCCUCUGGCUGUGCACUCUAUUCUGGAAAGGAUAGCAGCUGAGGAGGAAGAAGGUGAUAAUAACUUUCAAGAGGAAGAAGAAGGAGGGUCUCAUUCUUUGAAGGAUGUCUGUGAUAUUAGAAGACCAGAGCCUUCUCCUUUUUCUUCUCGUAGGGUCAUGUUUGAAAAUGAAGAGAUGGUGAUGCCAGGAGAUGUAGUAGAAAUGACUGAGUUUCAGGAUAAAACAAUUAGCAAUUCUCAUUAUGUACUGGAACUCAUGUUACCAAACAUUCACUUAACAUUACCGAACAAAAGCUUUUAUGAAAAGCUUUACAACAGGAUCAGCAAUGAUUUAUUGUUGUGGGAACCCACAGCUCCAUCUCCUGUAGAAACAUUUGAAAACCUUUCUUAUGGUGUUGGACUAUCUGUGGCCAGCCAGCUCAUCAACACUUUCAGUAAAGACAGCUUUAGUCAAUUUAAAUCUGCAGUUAAUUAUGAUGAUGAGAGUGGAUCUGAGGAAGAAACACUACAGUAUUAUUCCACUGUUGAUCCAAACUAUCGUUCACGCAGAAGGAAAAAGCUGGACUCACAGAAUAAGAACUCGCAAAGCUUUUUGUCUGUUCUGCUGAAUGUGACACAUGGAUUAGUGUCAGUAUUCACAGAUGUAAAGGAUGAUGGAAAUACACUGGAAGGAAAGUAUGGUGAAUUUUGGUUUGAGUUCAACAGUGGUUCCCUUUUCAGCGUGACUAAAUAUGAAGGCUUUGAGGACAGGCACUAUGUUUGUCUCCAUUCUAGCAGCCUCAAUUUAUAUCAUCAAGGUUUGGUAGAUGGGGUUGUCCCUUCCUCUGAAGUACGACUGCCCAGCACAAUACGUCCCCAUUGGUUAGAACCUACUAUUUGUUUUUCUGAAGAAGAUGGUCUUAGCAGGACUACUUCAGAUGGUGUGGGAGUGGAUAGUCCAAGUAUGCUGACUGUUGCAGUCAAAAUCCAGUCAGAUAAAGUAGAGAGCAAUACAAAGGAAUUUCUAGUUGCUGUUGGAUUACGGGGAGCCACCCUUCAGCACAGAGUACUGCCUUCAGGUUUAAGCUGGCAUGAACAGAUUUUAUAUUUUUUAAAUAUUUCUGAUGAGCCUGUUCUGGGAUAUAAUCCUCCAGCUACAAUUACAACUUUUCAUGUCCAUCUAUGGAGUUGCGCUCUUGACUACAGGCCAUUGUUUUUGCCAGUCAGAUCUCUACUUACUGUUGAAACUUUCAGCAUUUCAAGCAGUGUUGCAGUAGAUAAAUCCUCUUCUACUCUCAGGAUAAUUUUAGAUGAAGCUGCUUUGCACUUGUCUGACAAGUGCAAUACUGUUAUGGUCAACCUCCAUAGAGAUUAUGUUCGUGUUAUGGAUAUGGGACUGCUGGAACUAACCAUUACAGCAGUAAAAUCGGAUUCUGAGGGAGAAAGAACCAAACCACGUUUUGAGCUGCACUGUUCCAGCGAUGUGAUCCACAUUCGUACCUGCUCUGAUUCGUGUGCUGCACUAAUGAAUCUCAUACAAUAUAUUGCAAGUUACGGUGAUUUACAUCCACCUGCGAAGACAGAGGUUAAACGUGGAGUUAGCAAGCCAAAAAUGAAGGUAGAGACCUUUAGCCAACCAUCUUCCCAUGGACCAGUCCUCGCUGAAUCAGAGCAACAGAUUCUACGGGAUUUGAUGAGUGAUGCAAUGGAAGAAAUUGAGACUCAACAGACUGCUUCUGCCAUGAAACCAGAAUCUAAUGGAGUUUUGGAUGACAGAUCUCAAACUCAGGAACCAUCUUGCUCAGAUCUCUUCCUGUUUCCAGAUGAAAGUGGAAAUGUCUCACAAGAUUCAAGUCCCACUUAUGCUUCGUUCACUCAUCACCUCAUAAAUGAGGCCAUGGGAGAUGUUCCAGCAGAAAGUGAUGAUUUCUGCAUUCUUUUUGCACCCAAAGUUGCUGUUGCUGAAAAAGAGGAAGAACCAGUUAUAAAAAUAAUGGUUGAUGAUGCAAUUACCAUAAAGGAAAAUCAUUUCAGCCAACCUGUUAAAAAAACAGAUACAAGCAAAGCUCCUCUGCAUUUUCCUGUUCCUCUGGUACGCUAUGUUGUAAAGGAAAUAUCUCUUAUUUGGCAUCUUUAUGGUGGAAGGGAUUUUGGGACUGCACCACCAACAUCACCGGCUAAAAGUUUCAUAAGUCCCCAUAGUUCACCUUCUCAUACACCUACAAGGCAUGGGCGGAAUACAGCAUGUGGGGGAAGAGGAAGAAACCCUGACUUCCUAAUGGAAAUACAGUUAAGCAAGGUGAAAUUCCAGCAUGAGGUAUACCCUCCAUGUGGUGCAGAAGGUGAAUCCUGUCUGUUGGAGCAGCCAGUGUCCCGACAGGUUUUUAUUGUUCAAGACCUGGAGAUUAGAGAUCGCUUAGCUACAUCACAGAUGAAUAAAUUUCUCUAUCUCUACUGCAGUAAGGAGAUGCCCAGAAAAGCACAUUCAAACAUGUUAACAGUUAAAGCAUUACAUGUCCGUCCAGAGUCUGGCAGAUCUCCACAGGAAUGUUGUUUACGUGUUUCCCUAAUGCCACUUCGCCUCAAUAUUGACCAGGAUGCCUUGUUUUUCCUGAAGGACUUUUUCACUAGCCUUUCUACAGAAGUAGAACUCUUAGUUACUCCAGAUCCUGAAGUUAAAAAGUCUCCUGGUGCUGAAGUUACGUGUAGUUUGCCCAGGCACGUCAGCAGCCUUAAGGAACCGAGUCCAGUCAUUUCUUUCUCAUCACACAAGCAAGCAAAUGAAAAUGGUAGCAUUGACUCUAUGGAUGUGGUUAAUGGAGAUGAUGAUAAUUUCUCACAAGAAACGACAUCAUACAGUGAUCAGCCAGUAUUUUUCAGGGAAUUUCGUUUCACAUCAGAAGUUCCAAUACGGCUUGAUUACCACGGCAAACACGUAUCGAUGGAUCAGGGAACACUGGCUGGGAUUCUUAUUGGGCUUGCUCAGUUGAACUGUUCAGAAUUAAAACUGAAGAGACUUUGUUACAGACACGGUUUGUUAGGUGUGGAUAAAUUGUUCUCCUAUGCCAUCAGUGAAUGGCUUAAUGAUAUAAAGAAAAACCAGCUACCAGGAAUUUUGGGAGGAGUAGGGCCUAUGCAUUCGCUAGUGCAGUUAGUCCAAGGUCUGAAGGACUUGGUGUGGUUGCCGAUAGAGCAGUACCGGAAGGACGGACGUAUCGUCAGGGGCUUUCAAAGAGGAGCAGCUUCUUUUGGUACUUCCACUGCAAUGGCAGCACUGGAGCUGACAAACAGAAUGGUUCAGACUAUACAGGCAGCUGCAGAAACUGCAUAUGACAUGGUAUCACCAGGGCCUACCUUUAUUGAAGCAAAAAAGAUCAAGCGAUUCCCUCGCCAUCGUUUAGCUCAUCAGCCAGUAGACCUACGGGAAGGUGUAGCCAAAGCCUACAGUGUCGUAAAAGAGGGGAUUACGGACACAGCCCAAACCAUCUAUGAGACUGCUGCUCGUGAGCAUGAAAACAGAGGAGUAACUGGAGCAGUAGGAGGAGUCCUCCGCCAAAUCCCACCAACUGUGGUGAAACCUUUCAUUGUUGCAACAGAGGCAACCUCAAAUGUUCUAGGUGGAAUGAGAAACCAGAUCAGGCCAGAUGUGCGUCAAGAAGAGUCUCAGAAGUGGCGCCUUGGGGAGGAUUGAGAUUGUAAAUCUGGCUCAGCACACAGGUAGCAAGGCUGGAAAUGCAGAGGAAUGUCCUGUUGGCAGCUUUAGAUGGAGCUUACUUUUUGUCAUGCUCAUCUCAGGAACAAAUGAGGUUUUCAACUGUUAUUCACAAAACAUCCAACCAAAAAUAUUUAUGAGGUGAAAAGCAAAUUGGUACGUGCUCAUACUGUGUGUUACCAAUACAUUUGGUAGAUAGUGCCAAACGUAGUGAAGCAUGCGCUGCCAACUCAGAGACAUGCUUGCUCUGUUCCAUUUACCAUAUUUUUCUUGGUAUAUGUAACAUCUGAAACAGUAGCCAGUAUGGUGAAGCUAAGUGGACUUUAAAGAGGUUUUCUGAACAUAGUCAAAGAACUGUCUUCAAUAAAGGGCUCUGCAGAUGCUCUUCACUGACUAAAGAAUAAAAGCCUUCAUUGUGGACAUGUGACAUGAAGGCUGUCUAAUAUGGAAGCAGAUAAGAUAAUACUGUUUAGUGGUCAUAAACAUCGCUUUUAGCGUGGCACUUACAGCAAGGACAAGCUUGAUAACCAUUCAGAGUUUAGAUUCAGUGUUGAUACACCUCCAAACAGGAUUUGGUCCUAAAUAUUAAAUACCUACUUUUGUGGGUUUUUGAAGAACCUGAAUGUUGCAGAAAUGUUCUGUUGUGUUGCACUUUAAAAGAUAUGGCCUGUAUAUUGUGCUUUUUUUAUAGUGUGAAUAAAAUGUAAUGUGCAUUAUCCUUUAUGUGGUUUAGACGCUUACACAAAUUAUUGAAAAGAACAUCAUUUGAUGAUGAUCCUACAGAAAAGUGUCUUAAAUUUAUUUAAACUCAUUAUAUGUUAAAACAUUUUUUGUCUUCUGUCAUACUAACUACAAUGCUAAAAAUAUGUAUUCUUCAAGAAAACAGGAGUUGAUUUUAAUUGUGGCCAACAGUUUUUUAUAAGAAUGAAAAAUCAUAAGUAAAAAUGAAUUAUUUCAUAAUUUCAUAGUUAAAAGGCUAUACAGACUUUAUUUUAAUACUCUGCUUUUGUUUAAAGUUCAUAUUGUUGCAAAGCUGCUGCUCUCACAAGAUAUUUUUAAUUUAGAUUGUGUGUCAGUUAUUUGAAAAUGAGUAUUGGGGGUCAUUUAAUUGGAACUUGGAAUGGGUGAGAGGAUUUAAAAAAAGGACAACAAAACUUAAAAAAUCAAAGUUGGUACUGACAUUAUUUACUAUUUAGUAGGUGACCAGGGUCUCCACAGAGCUUUAUUAAGCACCUGACAUUGCACCAUUUUGGGGCAGUUAAAAGGCUUGGCACUAGCUGUGCAAUAAUUAACUUCUUUUAUCUUAUAUUAGCAAAAACUGGAGGCUAAAAAGUAAAGACUCUUUUGAAUACGAAAAUACUCAUUUUGAAUUUCAACAGGUUAAACUUCGAAUGACUAGCCAGGAUGUAAGUUUGUCAUAGUCCUAUGCUAAUAAUAAGUGGAAAUUCUGCCUAUAUGCCAUGUGGAAAAUCUCCACUGAAAGGGAGACAUCAAAUGCUAUUGAUCAGACUUCAGUCUCUAAGGGUAAAGAAGAAGUAGUUUACCUCUCUAAUAUUUGCCAAUAGCAUGAUGGGCCUUACAGGACAAACAGGAGUGUAUGAAGGAAAAUAAUUGUUACUUGUUCAUGCUGAUACUAUACUCUCUAUUCCUGAACACCAAAGAAUCUGCCUGGAGGGUAAAUGAUUUGAAAAUGUCCCCUCUGCUGGGAAGACUUUUGCAGUAUGCUUUAUUAUUUUUCAUAAAAAAAAAGUUCCAGUUAAAAGCAAAUUCCUUUAUUGGGUGACAGAUGAUAUUACAAAGGUUUGUUUCCAGUUGCUGGAAUCGUCUAAGUUGUGAUACACUUUGAAGACCUGGUUAUUUCAGUUAAAAGACUUUCUGCAAGCAGGAGGAGAUACUUUUGAGAGGACAAAGACCUGCAGAUUUAAUGACAUGAAGUAUUUUUUGAUGUAAAAAUACUUGCUGCAGUGCAUACUUCUGUCCAGUAAUUAGAGAGCUCUGCUUUAGUGACAGCUCAAAGUGUGAGAAUUUUUGCACAGGAAUGAGUUCCAUAUUUGCAAUGUGGCACCUCCUGAAUACCUUCUCAAGAAGUGGUGAGGAGUCAAUGCAAGUAAGUAGCAAUGCAUCUUUUUCAUUUGCAAUUACCAUACUAUGUAAUUUCAGCUAGUCCAGUUCAUCCAGUUAGAGUACACUGCAGUAGUAUAACUCUACAUAUUUUCUUCCUUUUUGACAUUGCUGAGAAGGAGCAGUGGCAUUUCAGUGUUCUUUUCAUUUUCAAUUCUGUCAAGAUCUGAUUGUACUGCAAGACAAUUAGAAUAUAUUUUUAUAUGAGGGCAUGGUGUCAAGGUAAAACAUUUUUAUAGCGUGUCUCUCAUUGUCAGCAAUAUAGAUUGUAUGAAUUUAUUAAACUUCACUUUUCACUAUGUAAACCCUCUCAUUUACUGCUUGCACUUUAUUGAGCCUUUUCAGUGAAAUCGAUUCUAAAUUUUUUUCCAACAUUUUAUUUUUACAAGCAGUUUUUUAAUUUUAGGGUGUAUAUUCUGCAUCGUCGCACUGUUUGAAAUGUUUAAAAAAACCUAAAAGCUCACAAAACUUGUGAAACUAGUCUUUACAUCAAACUAGUUUUCAGAAUGUGUCUUGUAUGGAUUGGCUUGUGUUUUAAAUCAAAAAGUAUCACGUAUGAGAAGGAAUUCAUCAAAUGUUCUCCUCAAUGCUGUAAAUUUUCAAGCACUUAGAAAAUACACAAAAUGAGAUUUGACUCUUGACAUAUUUCCUGGAAAUGGAAACCUAUGGAUUCGUUACUGUAUUCUCCGUUAGCAUGAGGAGAUUUGUGAAAAUAUUGUUGUACUUGAAUUUUCCACUGAAACGAGUUGCUAUAGAUACAGACACUUCAUAUUUGUGGAGGCUGUAAACUGACACAGUUAAUGUUUAAUUCUCUCCACAUUCUCUGAUGUUGAACUGACUAACACUACUACUGCUACUACUGUUACUUAGUCCGAUACCGUCCUGAUAGACAGAACUGUCAUCCUGGGUUUUCUUAAGUGUCCAGGUGCUUCAAAUAAUACAUCAGUGAGUGCCUGGGAAGUACCUGAAAAAAAGACAACCAUCUUUUGACAACAAACAAACAAAAAAACAUCCUUACUAAGAACCUUAGCAGUGACUCAUGGCAGCAAAUCAUCACAUCCAUGCAAAGGCAGCUUCCAUUUUCUUUCCAAUAUCUGUUCAUGGUUUCUAAAUCCUGUAGGUUUUCAGCAAUGCAGUGUAUCCUACACAUACUUGCCUAAUGAUAAGUAUCAUCAGUGACUCACUGGUCAGUCCCCAGUGAAUUCAUCUGUGCUUAAGGGAUGUGACCAUUUGCUCACUAAUUGUUUGAUUGUGAACAUCCAUUGCUUGCUUUCAUUUAGAGUUCCUUAACUGAGUUGCCAAGAAAGGUUUUUUUAAUAAACCUAAAACCUAUUCGAUGGUUAUGAACAAAACACUCUUACUGAACAUGAUCCAUACACCUGCAAAUGUGAUAAUGAUUUUACUUUAAAUAUUGAAAUGUAUGCAUUUUGUAAAACAAUCAAAUUCAAGAAUUUGUUUGGAGAAGUUAAAUAUUUCUAAAUUUUUUGCAUACCCUAAAUGCCCCAGCAGUAUAGGUCAGAAAAGGUAUGGGUAUGUAUUUCGGUUUGGAUCCUAAUGUGCACAGUUCUUCAGUCUCCAGGCCUCAUGAUUUAAGCUUCUGACAACUGUUUUAAGUUGCUCUACAUGCUGAAUCUUGUUUACAAUUAAAUAUUAGAUACUACAAGUUAAAUACAUAAAUACAAAUCAUGCAUUUGUACUGGAUUUCUUAAUAGUAAGGUAGCUCAGACAGAAACACAGCAGUUUGUGUAUAUGUUUGUGUAUAUUUUUUACAUUUUUGCACUUACAGUAGUUUUGUUGUAUUGUUUGUAUAUAGUUUGCUAGCGUAAAGAAUAUAAUCUCAUGAAAUAGAAACCACUGUUGAAGGGAAUUGACUAUUUCAACUUGAGUUAUUUUGCUUACAGUUCUUGUCCCCUCAGUAUGUCCUUGAGAAUUAUUUUUAACCAUAAUUUAUAUGGCACCAAAAGUGUAUAUUUUAGCUUAUUAAAAUGCCGAAAGGCCUGAGUGCAAA